AUGAAGAUUCAGACACUAUUUUCGCUCGCCGCUGUAGGCCUUACCUUCGCUACACCAAUUCACAACCUUGAGAAGCGUGACCAAGAAACGUGUGUUAAAGAAGCUGUGCAAAAGGAACUCGGACAUUCCUUUGAUUUCUUGGCCGAAUCCAAUGAGAAGAACCGUGAACAGCUGGAUGGCUUUAUAUCAUGUAUUGCCGAAGAUGUUGGUCAGCUCAACGAUACUGCAGAGCUUACUCAGAAUCCCUUAGAAUGGCUGCAGUCUUCAGAAUGUGUCAAACAUUUUGGAGGAAAUUUCAUAAGUGCAUUGAUUUCCCAGGGAAAAAGAUUCCAGGAAUCCGUGACCGUGGCUCUCUCAGAAUCGGCCACAUGUUUCCAACAGCGAGAGGAGAAAUGA
Messenger RNA from Aspergillus pseudotamarii, 396 nucleotides. RefSeq lists its product as uncharacterized. NCBI's taxonomy places the organism in Eukaryota, Fungi, Ascomycota, Eurotiomycetes, Eurotiales, Aspergillaceae. Bases 1 to 396 code for a protein of 131 amino acids. The record is from RefSeq and is a predicted model, not a curated record. The transcript is spliced from 2 exons.